AAAAAUGGUUCCCAAACAAACAAACCAAAUUUAUGACAAUGUAAAGCAAACCCAACAGAGGGAGCUUGACAAUCAAUCACCAUAGCCAUGGACUUGUCGAAGCUCCAAUCUAGGGUUUCAUCUUCCUACAUCCCACCCCACCGCACUCAGCUCCACCCUCGCACCAUCCUCUAUCCCAACCCCAGGGCCUCUUCGUCUUCUUCCAAUCGAGACAAAUGCCUCAUCCUCUUCGCCUCCCUCUUCGUCUUUCCUUUCCUCUUCUACCUCUUCUACACCGCCCUCGGCGUUCACCAAUCCUCCAAAUUCGGCGAAUCCAAGACCAAUCUCUUCGGCAUCAUCAUCAAUGCCUCCCCAACCCACUCUCGAAUUCACGUCUUCGAGUUCCUCAACCCUGGUUCCACCUCUCUUGAGGUGAAGCCGGGGUUGAGUUGGUUUGCCGGAGAUCCAGAAGGGGCUGGAAGGUCGGUUGUGGAGUUGAUUGAGUUUGCCAAGAAAAGGGUUCCUAAAAGUGAAUGGAGGAAUACU
Messenger RNA from Camellia sinensis, 525 nucleotides. The record is from RefSeq and is a predicted model, not a curated record. NCBI's taxonomy places the organism in Eukaryota, Viridiplantae, Streptophyta, Magnoliopsida, Ericales, Theaceae.